AUGGCGGGUGCGUUCCGACCAGUGAACUCGUCGCUGAUGGGCGAGUCCAUCAAGGAGGAACCCAUGACGACAUCCUCAUCCUCAUCCGCCACUCCUCGACCCAGCACAGCAUCGCAACAUCCACCACAAUCACAAUCUCAUACUCUACCCGACGAUUCGAAAACGCCUACUCGAUCGACAUUUAAUUCCGCUCCCACGGAUCAAACGGGGCUGCCCAACGCUUCGCUCUCUUCAGCCGGACGACCUUCUGACCUGGCGGACGGCACCCCGCGCCGUGAAAACUCACAGCAUUCCACCAAGUCGUCCAGAAGAGACUCCAUGGACGUCGAUAUGGACGAUUCUGACGGAGAGACUGGAGCUGGAGGUGAUGACGGGACCAUUUCCGACGGAGACAGCGUUGGUCCAGACGGGUCGAAAUCAAGCAAGAAGAAAAAGUCGCAAAGAUUCUACUGCACGGACUAUCCACCAUGCAAUUUGAGCUUCACGAGGAGUGAACACUUGGCUCGACAUAUCAGAAAACAUACCGGAGAACGACCGUUUCAAUGUCAUUGCUCCCGCCGCUUCUCGCGGCUUGACAACUUGAGACAACAUGCUCAGACUGUUCACGUAAAUGAGGACAUCCCCAUUGAUUCACUUGCGGCAACUGGAUCACGGUUUCAACGGCAAAUGCGAACCACAGACAGAGUGCGACAAGCAGGUAACAGGGCCAGAGCAUCGACUAGCGGCAGUGCGGGUGGACCUGCUCGUGGACACUCCAAGAGUCUUUCCACAUCCAGUAUUGCGAGUAUCAGCUCCGUAGGUUCAGGUUACGGCCCUCAGACCGAUGCGAGGAGGCGGCCACCACCGCUGGUCAUGGCUGCAGAUCCCCGAUCCCGACUUUCACUUGAAUCAUACCGAAGCACUGCCGACAGCACAUACUCAUAUCGACCUCCUUCUCCCGGCGACUUCAGUACACCGACAUCCGCUACCUUCUCAACUGCACAAAGCAGCCCGCGGUGGGCAUCCGGGAUGGCCUCGCCUACGUCGUCACAUGUUCGCUCCCAAAGCAUGUACAGCUCGGGUAACCGGACUCCGGGUCGACGACUGAGCGUGCCCUCAAGCGCGAACCCUUUUCAAACAACCCCAGGGCGGCCAAUGUUUGGUCCUGGCCACAUGAACAGCUCACACCCGGCCGCAUUCGCACCGGCUGGCUCCAAUUUGGUUCCAUCUCCCACUUCAUCCACCUCUGGAUGGUCCACCCGGCGAGACUCUAUGUCAAGCAACAGCGACGAAGCAUGGAGAAGGCGCACAUGGCAUCCAGACAGUCGAAAUUACGGCAACCAGCCACCACAGGUACAAUCGAAUCAACUGGCCGGUGUAAACCAAAACGUGGGACCCAAUCCUCCGCCUCCUAUUGCGAACCCGUCAAGUUCUCAGUCGUCUUUGCGACUGCCCGGCAUUGAGUCUUUCGAUCCGCUCCCUCCACGUCGACACCCAACGCCACCUCCCCAGCAGCGCGGCCCUUCACCUAUGGCUAUUGAUUCGGAGGCAGCAUAUCGACGUCCGUACCAGCAAGUGGUAGGCGAGACCAUUCAGCCAGAUGAACGCCGCAACUUGAACAUGUACGAUGCCAGUCUUCAACGUGGGUUGAAUCGCCUCGACAUAAGCCACAAGACACCACCCCGUGACAGUGCUGGGAGCUGGGCCUCUGAAGCCAACAGAGCCGUCCAAGCGCAGGCUGAACGUGUCCAAGUUCAAGUCAAUCAACCGACUGUUCGCUUUGAAGACCAGGUGCCCCCGUCCAGGCAGUUUCCUCCCCAGGUACAUAGCGGACGAUCCCUCCACCAGCACACAAUGUCAGCGCCUUCCAUCACAACACGGGAGAAUAAGAGACACGGCUGGUAUCACGGACCCGUGCCGUCGCAGGCCGUUGGUGAGCAGGCAGCGCAAGACCCGCGAGGUGCCCAUGUUGAUCGCAUGGUUCACCCGAAUCUAACUGGCUUCAGCGGCUUUCCCGCCAGGGAGCAGGCACCUCCACCCCAACAGCAAGACGGUCAAGGAAAUCCAGACUCUCUUAGGCGUCUGGAAGCCCUAGUUGCUGUUGCCACGAGCGAAGGGACUGCAGCGACAGCUUACUAA
Messenger RNA from Pochonia chlamydosporia 170, 2118 nucleotides. RefSeq names its product C2H2 transcription factor. Lineage: Eukaryota; Fungi; Ascomycota; Sordariomycetes; Hypocreales; Clavicipitaceae. Bases 1 to 2118 code for a protein of 705 amino acids. The record is from RefSeq and is a predicted model, not a curated record. Gene Ontology annotation, biological process: regulation of transcription by RNA polymerase II. The transcript is spliced from 2 exons. Gene Ontology annotation, molecular function: RNA polymerase II cis-regulatory region sequence-specific DNA binding; DNA-binding transcription factor activity, RNA polymerase II-specific.